AUGGGGCUCCGUUGGGAGCAGAGGGAGGACAGGCUGCGCCUCGUAAGUGACAGGACCCUCCUUACCUCCAUGGCGCCCGGACUAACCAACACCCAGCUGCAGCCCUACGCCAAUCCCUCGCCGCAACAACAGCUACCAUCAUUGGCGCAACCCUUUACAUUCUCGGGCCACAACGUUUUCCACUCGCCUUCCUUUGGGAUUACGCUUUGA
Messenger RNA from Ascochyta rabiei, 210 nucleotides. RefSeq lists its product as uncharacterized. The record is from RefSeq and is a predicted model, not a curated record. Lineage: Eukaryota; Fungi; Ascomycota; Dothideomycetes; Pleosporales; Didymellaceae. The coding region runs from base 1 to 210 and encodes 69 amino acids. The transcript has a single exon.